This is a messenger RNA of Rodentolepis nana, 2889 nucleotides long. The record is from the annotation of a GenBank genome assembly. NCBI's taxonomy places the organism in Eukaryota, Metazoa, Platyhelminthes, Cestoda, Cyclophyllidea, Hymenolepididae.
AUGGAAAAUCUUGUUAAUCGCUAUCUCGAUGGACUUAAGUCCAAUUCAGAUGAAACUCGCUUAUCAACAGUUUCCGAUCUUCGAAAAUUCAUUGCUUCUGACCUCAAAGAGGCAGCAUCUAGCAAUUAUACAGAAGUUAUCGAUUAUUUGUGUGUUGAACUCAAUGAAAUGCUAAAUGGAUGCCUUGCUGAGAUUGAUUUCGCUUCUCUUUCUCCCUAUUGUCCCAAAUUUAUUGCUUCACUGAAUUCCCUCAAUUAUUUGGGCGAUCUACAACUUAUCGUUCUCAGUGGUCGCCUUUUGGGUGAAUUCGGUCUUCUCUUGCCAAAUGAUUUUGCUGAAAGUCAAAUUAGACGUGCCUGUGAAAGUCUUAAAUCUUGUUCUCUGUCGUUUAUUCAAAAGGAAUUCAAUAUCUUGAUGAUACGUGAAGCUGCUCUGCAUACUCCUGUCAGUUUCUAUCACAGUAUUGCAAAAUGUUUACCAGUACUCCUACAAUGUUUCAGGGAAAAAGAGAUUGUUCUUCGUGAUCUAUCAGCUAUGGCUCUUCGAUGUACUCUAGGAAUAGCCGCAGAGAAUGAAAUUGGUCGACAGGGUCAGAGGCUGGCUGUUGUGAGUGAAUUCAAUGUGAACUCCUUCGGUGAUCAACUGACCCGGUCACUCCCACCUAGUUCUAGUCGUCAAGUUCUUCGCGGAAUGGGAAAUACCCCAUUCCGAAAGUCAGUCACUAUCCAGCAACCCUCUUUGCCCUCUGCAAAUGAACCCCCUGUUUCUUGGUACACUCAGUGUGUCUCUCAGCUUCUUUUUCCUCAGAUUAAGGCUGUCGCUCUCAAGCCAUCAGACGUUAAUGUUCCACCGAAUGUAUACCAAAUUUAUAAGAAAAUGACCAAAGAAGAAUGGUCCCACGGUAGUCUUCUAAUUCUCAAUGAACUUCUUGUCUACGCCAACCCAGAGUUUGAAAAACUCAGAAGCUCUCUGGAUUCCAUGCUUGAGCAGCCAAUCUUUCAUGCCGUUAUCACAAAUCAAACUGAAGGUGAGACUGCGGUACUUACCGUUGGUCAAACUCAGUGGCCGGUGGUCAUUAAUCUAAACCAAGCGGAUAUAAGCCCGUUGCCUGGAAGCACUAUUUCAGCACUCACUUCAUCGAAUCAGAUCUUUGGAGAUGAAGGGGUUGCCAGUGAAUUACUUCGUCAACAGCAAUUUCGCCAACAAAGGGCUGUUCCUCUUGUUUCUGAGGCUUGUCAACGUGUUCUUGGGUCAAAUCUUGCUAAAAUCUGGGAGUUAGUUCUCAGCUGUUUCACCAUGAAGCACACUGGAGUCCUUCAUCUUGUCAUGAAGGUUAUUCCUCGUCUUGUGGCUCUUGCAAAAUGUCCUAUACUGACUGAUGUUGCCACUCACACUCUUAGAAGCAUUAUUAAGUCUUCAGAGGGUAAUGAAAGUGUUCUUGUGACAGCUGUUAACUUUCUUUUUGACUGUGUCAAUCGGGAUAAGGAGAAAGGCUAUGCUUUGAUCACCCUCGGUCUUAUGACAUACGCAGCUGGUGAAGAGUUCCUUAAGCGGGAUUAUGUUAAUAAACUUGUUGAGAUUUUGAAGAAUGAGCUAAAACUACUCAAUGAAUCCACCUCUACGAAGAAGAAGAGUGGAAGCUUAUCAACAGCGAUUCUGCUUACACUUGGUUUGAUUGCAUGCAAUCUUGGCUCGUCAUCUACGGGUCAUAUCAAGGGCCUGUUGGAUACGAUAAUUAGUCGCGGUUUAUCUCAGCCUCUCUCUAUAACAUGUGCUCUCGUGGCUGAGCAUAUUCCUGAGUUAAAGCGGGAUGUGCAGGAGGGUCUCUUGAAGCGAAUUAAUGUGAUUCUAGCAAACACUACAGGUAUUGGUAUUCCAGGAGGUCUUCCAAUGGGAAUGGCGACGGGAAUCACACCCGGUUCUCCCAUUCCUGGUUCAACGACAGUGGGUGCUCAUCGUCUCUCUAUCCCCUCCUCGCGUACUACACCACUGAGAGCUCGCCAUUCUUUCGUGGCUCCACCAUUUGGCCAAAUGAGAACUAGUGCUGUCCCGCUUCCUGGAUUCCCUUGGGGUGAGGCCUUCUCGAAGGCAUCCCUUGCCUUUGGUGAAGCUGAUCCAUCUGGAGAUGCUCCAACAGAUAGUCAACUGGUUACUGUGGCAUUGAAGACUCUUGGAAAUUUCGAUUUUGAGGGCUACAAAUUGGCUUCUUUUGUUCGGCACACUGCUCAAAACUUUAUUUCUAUCAACUCUUGUGGAGUGCGAGAGAUUCGCCUGGAGGGUGUCCGAACAUGUUUGCGGUUGAUGCUACCCCUAUUAAAUUCUGCCGAUCAUGUUCCCGGCCAAAUGCAAAAGGAGUUGGACGCGGUGUCAGAAGUGCUAGCCAAGCUACUCAUUGUCGGUAUCAGUGAUCCAGACAGUGAAGUACGCAAAUGCGUUUUCUCCAUGCUGGACAGUCAGUUUGAUAAUCUUUUGGCACAGUCUCGACACCUCAACUCUCUCUUUGUGGCUCUCAAUGAUGAAGUGUUUGCUAUCCGUGGUCUGGUUAUGCAGUGUCUUGGACGUCUAUCGGACGUCAAUCCCGCCUGUGUUCAACCCACUCUUCGUUGUGUGUUACUCAAAAUCAUCACCGAUUUGUCAGAUAGUGGAACCGCCAAAAAUAAGGAAGAGGCCGCAGCUUUGAUCGCCAUUCUUGCAGCCACUGCACCCCACUUUGUGGUCUCCUAUGGUGAAUCCCUCCUUCACGUCAUCAUUCCUCAAAUUCGCAACGCCCUUCCCAUCAAUUUGCGCAUGAAAUUGCUCAUUUUACGCAACGAUAGACUGCAAAAAGCUGGUAAAUAUAACCGCAUCUAUAUUAUUAUCCUUUCUAUCACCACUAGUUUAAAGAAUUAA